Ophidiomyces ophidiicola is the source of this 2430-nucleotide messenger RNA. RefSeq lists its product as uncharacterized. Gene Ontology annotation, molecular function: ubiquitin binding; zinc ion binding. The coding region runs from base 1 to 2430 and encodes 809 amino acids. The record is from RefSeq and is a predicted model, not a curated record. NCBI's taxonomy places the organism in Eukaryota, Fungi, Ascomycota, Eurotiomycetes, Onygenales, Onygenaceae. Gene Ontology annotation, cellular component: phagophore assembly site. The transcript has 4 exons. Gene Ontology annotation, biological process: macroautophagy.
AUGGCCUCCCAGAUUCACCCUGAAACUCUCAUUGUCAUCAAGGCUCUUUUUGAAGGCGUGACUCGACGUUUCAUGUUGCCCUUGAAGGAACUGGGAGCUCAAAGUUUUCCUCAGCAAAUCCAUCAGUUCCUCAAUAUCCCAGAUGAUUCCGAAUUGCUUAUUGAACGAUAUUCUGACAGCAGUGCCAAAUGGGUAUUGUUAGACAGCGAGAAUCCGUCCAUAUACAAACAACUCUACCGAGCCGCCAGGGCAAAACUAAAAUUACGAAUUAAGGUCACAGAAUUCAAAAAACCAUCAAGAUCACAGGAUGGGUUCCCAUGGAGCGAGUUUCGGGAAAACGAUGCCGUAACAGAGGCCACCGCUUCCUCUUCAGACACCCACGCAACUCGGGGCAGCUACCUGAACACUGUGCUGAAUUAUCCUCUGUCGACCGCCACCGCCGAAAGUCAGGCAAACUUGGCAAAUAGUAUCCGAGCCAUCCAGUCAGAAUCCAUAUCUAAAGAUUCUACUCUCGAACAUAGGUCAGGCAGCAGCAAUCCGCCACACGUUACCGGCGCGGUAACCCUGCCUACUCGCCACGUUGAUGAUGACUCAGCUCCGCCUUUUACUUUUUACAUUGAUUGUAAUAACUGCGGGUCUUCAAUUCCAAAUACUCAUUGGCAUUGCGGCACCUGUGAACGGGGCGACUAUGAUUUGUGCCUGUCCUGCAUUGAAUCCGGUGUGCGCUGUCCAGAAGAGAAUCAUUGGCUCAUUAAACGAUACGUAACCAAGAGGGGCGUCAUGAGCAGCAUUACAGAAAAACUUGCCCCCAAGUCUAACCUUUCACCUAAGGCACCAGAAAGAGAUGUAGACGAAGUCUCGCGAUGUACACUUAAGGAGGAACCUAAAGUUGAACCUUGUCCACAUGAUGACGAAAUGCGGACAUGCAAUGCUUGCUUUAGAGAUUUCCGCGCUCUAUCCCUUGUCACCUGCGCUGACUGCACUGACUACGAUCUUUGUUUAACAUGCAUGAUUUCCCAAAAGCAUGGUCAUCACCCUGGCCAUACAUUUUUCUUUACCCAAGAUAUUGGUCUCUCCUCCUUUAGGGAAAAGGUAAAACGGUACUGCAGGCCAGGUCGGGACGUAUCCCAUCACGCGAUCUGCGAUGGGUGUAAUCAGCGUAUUCAUGGUGUUCGUAACAAGUGCCUCGAAUGUCCUGAUUUUGACUAUUGCUUCAGCUGCAUUCAUGGUGCUAUAACAAGUCACCCUGGUCACCGGUUCGUGCCGAUUUAUGAUCCCAUUGCAACUGCUGCUGGGCACGCUGAGACCCACUAUGGAAUCUACUGCGAUGGCCCGCUUUGUUCCUCUAAAAAUGGCCCAGACCAUUAUAUCACCGGUGUUCGCUAUAAAUGCGCAAUCUGCCAUGACACAGAUUUUUGUGCCAAUUGUGAGGCUCAUCCCUCCAACACGCAUAAUCAAACGCAUCCUCUAGUUAAAUUCAAAACUGCUGUUCGCCACGUAUCAAUCAGCACUAUUGGUGAGAAUGAAAAUGGCCUUCCAUUGCAGAAAAUGGGCGAUCACCAAGAAUCCACCAUUCAGGACCCCGCACCUGUUAGCGUAUGUCAUGUUGCAACGCAAGUACUGAAGGCUGGUGACUUCCCAUCCACGGCACCUUCAUCUCCACUUCUAUUCUCUACAAAGAAUGAAAAGAAGAGAAGCCCAGCACGUGAUCUGGCCUCUGCAGGAUUAUUGCAAGCCGAGUUUGUUCAGGACACCGUUGCUGAUGGAAGCGAAAUGGCACCGGGCGCUAUUUUCACUCAAAAAUGGGUUCUUCGUAACCCUGGCCCAGCAACAUGGCCCCAGGGUUCCAGUGUUCGAUUCGCAGGCGGUGAUACCAUGUUUAAUAUUGAUACAAAUCACCCCACUAGCACUAGUGAGCUCAUUUCUGCUAUGGAAAGCACCACACUUAUGAAACCCGUUCCUCCCUUUGAGUCUGCGGAAUUCUCCCUGAAUCUGAAAACCCCCCAUCGCCUUGGUCGUGCAAUUUCUUACUGGCGCCUUAAGACUCCCGAUGGCGCUCCCUUCGGCGAUCGGCUGUGGUGCGAUGUUCUUGUGCGGCCUGAAACCGAACUCAAGCCCACCGGGAUAUUCGCUGAAUCUGCUACUGAAACUGUGCCUUGUGAAGGGACAGUUCAAACCAAGCUUGAACCCACUCUUGAAAAGGGCGAUAUGGUAUUUCCUAAGCUCGAAAAGGAAUCUCCCGAGUCCAGUAUCACUUUUGCUUCUGGUGACGCAACUGUAGACGCCAUGCAAUCCGAUGAGCUUGAUCUAGUGGACGAUGUUGAGAGCCUGACCUUGGCUAACUCGGAUGGGUUCUCGACUGAUGAGGAGUACGAUAUCCUAGAUGCGAGUGAUGAGGAGCUAAUUUCAGCGGCUCAAAAACAAGAGUAA